Messenger RNA from Zonotrichia leucophrys gambelii, 4379 nucleotides. RefSeq names its product G protein-coupled receptor 156 (gene GPR156). The transcript is spliced from 11 exons. Gene Ontology annotation, cellular component: G protein-coupled receptor heterodimeric complex; membrane. Gene Ontology annotation, biological process: G protein-coupled receptor signaling pathway; gamma-aminobutyric acid signaling pathway. Bases 814 to 3117 code for a protein of 767 amino acids. Gene Ontology annotation, molecular function: G protein-coupled GABA receptor activity. The record is from RefSeq and is a predicted model, not a curated record. Lineage: Eukaryota; Metazoa; Chordata; Aves; Passeriformes; Passerellidae.
CCAGCUUGUUUGCUUCUCCUUGGCUGCCAGAGUUGGGCAUGACACAACUCCAGGGACUUGGUCACCUCUCGGGGAAGGGUGGCUCAUGGACCCAGGGCUGGCGUUUCCCCUGCCUCACAGGUGCUCUGCAUCCUCGGAGGGGCGGGAGGAGGCCAAGGGAACCAGAUCCCGGUAACCGGGAGCUGCCAGUGUUGAGUUGCAGCUGGCAUUUCCAAUGCAGCCUUGGCAGAGCUGCCACAUCCCCUCACCCACCUGCUGCUCUCACCGCAGACCCUGAGCUGACACAGUUUACAAGCAGCCCUUUCCGCACGGGUUUGGUGCUGCCUCCAGUCUCGGAGCUGCCCCUCUGCACCCCUGAGCAAGCCUCACUGCUGUCUGCAGGGAGCCGGGCUGGCAGACCUCGUGGAAACCUUGAUGUGGCCCUGGCCCUUGGUGGGGGGCUUGUUUUGCCCAGCAAGGCGGGCAGAAGCCUGAGCAGGGCAGCGCUGGGUGCAGUUUGGCAGCCUGUGUGCCCGGGAGGGGAGCCAGAGGAGCCGUGGACAUCUCUGCCUUUCAGAGCCUUAAGUCAAGUCUGUCUCCUAGGGGAAAAUAUUCCCUGCUGCUUGGUCAUCAGGGGUGUUGCUUUGCAGGGUGGUGUGGCAGUGCUGGGGGUGGCACCGUGCUCCGUGGGAGCCCUGGUCCUGAGCUGACUCUCCUUGCUGCAGAGGAACCCAAGGGACGCUGGCAGGGGGCACUCCCUGUCCUGGCUCCGGACGUGCAUCCCAUCAGUUUGGCAGGGUGCAGGUACGGCUGGAUGACGGCUGAGGAUGUGCUAUGGAGCCGGGAUUCAACUGCUCUGAGCUCUGCGAUGGCAGCUCCAGCUUUGGCAGCCAGGAGCAGCAGCAGCGGGCCCUGCAGGAGCUCUGCACUGUGACAGUGACAUCGUUUGACCACAGUAUGAAGAGCUCCCCAUCCUUCUCUGCUGGUCUCCUGGGAGUUGUGUGGACAUUCCUGACUGGAGGAGUCCUGCUAGCACUCUUCUUUUUCAUCUUCACUAUUCGCUUCAGGAAAAACAGGAUUGUGAAGAUGUCCAGCCCCAAUCUCAACAUUGUGACCCUGCUGGGCAGUGGCUUGACUUACACAAGUGCUUACCUCUUUGGGAUUCAGGAGCAGAGCCUGCCAUCUGGAGACUCAAUGGAAAAGCUAAUUCAGGUGAGGCUGUGCCUGCUGUGCGUGGGGACCUCGCUGGUGUUCGGGCCUGUGCUGGGGAAGAGCUGGAGGCUCUACAAGGUGUUCACCCAGCGGGUGCCCGACAAGCGCGUGAUUAUCAAAGACCUGCAGUUGCUGGCCAUGGUGGCAGUGCUGGUGCUGGCAGACACUGUCUUGCUCUUGACCUGGGUGUUCUCUGACCCAGUCCAGUGCUUCCGAAGCCUCAGCGUCUCCCUGCGGGCCACUGAGAAAGGCAUGACGUGCUCCGUGAGCCGGGUGCAGUCCUGUGCAUCGCUCUAUUCCGAUCUUUGGCUUGUUCUCAUUUUAGGCUUUAAGAGCAUCCUCCUGCUGUAUGGGACCUACUUGGCCGGUCUGACCGACAACGUCAGCUCCUCUCCAGUGAACCAGUCCUUGACACUCAUCGUCGGGGUCAACCUGGUUUUCCUGGCUGCUGGUACCAUCUGCUUAGUUCACCGUUUCUUCCGUGCUUGGCACAAUCUGCUGUUUGGUUUUACCUCUGGAGGCAUCUUUGUGUGUACAACCACCAUCAACUGCUUCAUCUUUGUCCCACAGCUCAAGCAGUGGAAAGCCUUUGAAGAGGAAAGCCAAACCAUGAGCCACAUGGCAAAAUAUUUCACCAGCCCGAGCAGGAGCUGCCGCUCAGUGUACAGCGAGGAGCAGCUCUACCAGCUCAUAGGGGAGAAAAACUCUAUGAAGCGGCUGCUCACCGAGAAAAACGCCGUGAUCGAAAGCCUGCAGGAGCAAGUGAGCAGCGCCAAGGAGAAGCUGAUGAGGCUGAUGUCUGCGGAGAGCGGCUGCGACCCCCGUGUGCUGCCAGCAGCUCCCUGCACCUGGAGCUCAGGGCAGCCUGGGGAUGCACCAGGGGACUGCUGCCCCCCAGAUCCAGGGAGGGAUGGGUGGCAGCCCCCCUGCUUGCUGGGUUCAUCACCUCCUAGCAGCAAUGCUCAGGCUCUCCAGAAAGAUGCAACCCAGGAGCCUGUUUGCACUCAGGUGCUGCUUUUUAAUGGAGGGGACAGCAUUGAACGUGGCCUGAAAGAUCUCCAGGAGUGUGGGACACCUGCAGUGCAGGAGCAGCCUCCGGAGCAGCUGCCAGGCCAGGACAAUUCAGCUGGCGUAGCCUGGGAGUCGUCCCCCAAAAUCAGCUAUGUAAACAGCGAGAAGCUGUGGGAAAUCUUGCAAGAGUUAAGCCUGGAUGGCAAAAACCACAGCCCAGCCUUAUCUGCAGGACCCCCACUCGGCAACCGGGGCACCUCAGGCGAGCAGGGAGAAACACGGGCAGGCCAGGAGGGCUACCCAGGCAUCCACACAGCCCUCAGCCCCUACCUGGCAAGGCUUCAGCGGAGGAUCCCAUUGCCCCCUGCCUCCACACGCUUCCCUGGACACGUAUCCCCUCGUGCCAGCUGCAGGGUGAAGGAGGUGGGCAGCUGGGGCCGUGGGGAGUCAGCUCAAAACUCCCUGGGAAAGGGAGGGGACACGGCUGGCAGAGGGCUCCUUCACGGCCCAGCACCGUCCGCUGCAGCCAUCCCGAGGGAGGCCAGCCUCCAGCCAGAGGGGUGGCAGGGAUGGCCCAGGGUGCCUCAGGGAUGCCAGGGUGCCUCACCGAGCAUCCCACAGGAGCGGCGGCGGCGGCAGGGCACGCCCAGGGGCCCCGCGGAGCCUUCCCUGCGCUCGCUGUACUAUUACCCAGACUCUGACUCCAGCAGCAGCAGCAGCUCUGAGGAGGUGUUUCAUGGCUGCCACCGACCCUGCUGCGAGGUUUGCUUUCAGAGCCCUCGUGGCUCCCUGGACAGCAGCAGCACGGACACGGACACAGAGCCCAGUGACUGUGAGGAUCACCAGACAGAGCACCACGGCGGGCCCCAGCCUGUGGUGAAUUUCAAAGAGGAUCUGAAACCCACUUUCGUGUGACUGGGAGCACCCCUGCUCCAAAGGCAAGUGCCUUCCCACCCCCAAAACACUGCGUGUUCUCUGCAAUGCUAAAGCCACACAUCCCUCUGGGGAAUGUGCCUUGUUCUGGAAUGCGGGGAUUUGCCCCAUUCUGAUCUGCAGUGUCAGCCCCAGCCUGGUCAGCCGUGCCUGCAGCCUGAGUUUGGCUGAGAGGGGCUUGGCAGCACUCAGGGAGGUGGCAGUGGCCUUGUCCUGGCUGCUCUGAGCAGCAGCCUGUGUCCCACAGGUAGCAGCAGUUCUGUCCAUCCUGGUGCCAGCAGUGCAGAAACCGGGCUGGGGGUGUGUGAGAGCCCAAACUUCAUCUCCUCAGAGAGCUUUCCCUGUGAGACCUUGCCCUGGCAGGGAGCAGCAUCCUGCCUCAGAAACAACCAUGGCUUCUUGCACACCUCUCCAUAUGGACUGACAGGAGACUCCUUCCCCUGAGGCUGCCCAGGCAGAGCAUCCCCCUGGCAUCACCCCAGCUGGGGAUGGGAGAUGGAUGCCAGAAGCAGCUGCAGGCGGUCCUGCACCUGGGGUGUGCUGCUGCCAGGCAAAACAAGGACUUUGGAAGGGGGGUGCACAGCAAACUUUUGGGUUUUGGUGGGGUUUUUUUUGUAGCAUCUGAAUGGGAAAAUGGAGUCCAAAGGUGAUGUCUGUGAAGGUGUCUUUGCAUUUUGUGUUCUUCAGGUGCAUCGUUGUAGGUGAGACUCAGGUCAGAGCUGAAGGGAAAGACAAGGCCAUUGUAAAGGAGGAUCUGAAAAGGGGGUUCUUUUUUUACCUUGAUUUCUGGAUCUUGUGCCCUUCUGUCUGUCUUUGUAUGGAUGAUAUAGUCUGGAAUAAGGUUUGUUUAAAUUAAUAUGCUCUGUUUAAUUUUUAUCUUAGAAACACCAAGAACAAUGUGUGUGUGCCUUUUUGGGAUAUUUAUUGUGGCAUUUGAGCUUAUCGUUGCUUCCACAGGAGUUCAGGAUGCUGAGACCUGAUGCCCAGUGCAAUAUAAACCUUCUGGAGAAGGGCUUGAUUAAAAAAGCAGGUGUCAGAGGAAUCCCAGAGCUGGUUUUGAACAAAGCAUGUUAGCACUGCCCUCUCCAUUAGCCAAAUGAUGAAAUCCCUCACUUCUGUCUCUUCACUGGUGUGACCUUUUUUUCCCCUGUUGCCUCUGCAGUUUUCCAAGCUUGCAUGUAGGGCAAAUCAUCAAACUCAGUAAUCUUAUGAGGAACAAUAUUCCCACAGUCCCUGUUUGCUUU